Messenger RNA from Mesocricetus auratus (golden hamster), 6698 nucleotides. RefSeq names its product membrane associated guanylate kinase, WW and PDZ domain containing 2 (gene Magi2). The transcript has 22 exons. Gene Ontology annotation, molecular function: SMAD binding; beta-1 adrenergic receptor binding; signaling receptor complex adaptor activity. Gene Ontology annotation, biological process: receptor clustering; signal transduction. Gene Ontology annotation, cellular component: cytoplasm; dendrite. Bases 356 to 4588 code for a protein of 1410 amino acids. The record is from RefSeq and is a predicted model, not a curated record. NCBI's taxonomy places the organism in Eukaryota, Metazoa, Chordata, Mammalia, Rodentia, Cricetidae.
CCCGCUCACCAGCUCGGCCACUGCUCGCUGCUGGCUCGGCCGCCGCCACUGCCGCCAACGCCGCCAACGCCACCACAGCUUCCUCCGCUGCGGGGCCACAGCCUUGAGUGUCAUUCAAGGGACAGCAUAACCUCACCCAGGCUCUCCUACCUCUCUGCCCAGCCGUCCCUCUCAUCCAACCCCUCCGUCCGCCACACUCCAUCCAAAGAAGAGGGAAAGCGCGGAGCAGAGGGGGAGAAAGGCAAAGUCUGCCAUCCUCAUCCCUUGCCCCCCCUGACUCCUCUAUCCCGAUUUUGACUCCCAAGCCCUCUUCCCCAAAGGACCCUCAGGAACCGAGGAGAAUUACCCUACUGCCAUGUCCAAAAGCUUGAAAAAGAAAAGCCACUGGACUAGCAAAGUCCACGAGAGUGUCAUUGGCAGGAACCCGGAGGGCCAGCUGGGCUUUGAACUGAAGGGGGGCGCCGAAAACGGACAGUUCCCCUACCUGGGGGAGGUGAAGCCGGGCAAGGUGGCCUAUGAAAGCGGCAGCAAGUUGGUAUCCGAGGAGCUGCUGCUGGAGGUGAACGAGACCCCCGUGGCGGGGCUCACCAUCAGGGACGUACUAGCCGUGAUCAAACACUGCAAGGACCCCCUCCGGCUCAAGUGUGUCAAGCAAGGAGGAAUUGUUGAUAAGGAUCUUCGUCACUACCUCAACUUACGAUUUCAGAAGGGUUCUGUUGACCACGAACUUCAGCAAAUCAUCCGUGACAACCUCUACCUCCGCACGGUACCAUGCACCACAAGGCCACAUAAGGAGGGGGAGGUCCCUGGAGUGGACUACAUUUUCAUAACCGUUGAAGAUUUUAUGGAAUUGGAGAAAAGUGGUGCUCUCCUCGAAAGUGGGACCUAUGAAGACAAUUACUACGGUACUCCAAAGCCUCCAGCUGAACCAGCACCAUUACUAUUAAAUGUAACAGACCAGAUACUUCCGGGAGCUACUCCAAGUGCUGAAGGGAAACGGAAGAGAAAUAAAUCAGUGAGCAACAUGGAGAAAGCAAGUAUAGAACCUCCAGAAGAGGAGGAGGAAGAAAGGCCUGUGGUCAAUGGAAACGGCGAAGUCAUAACACCAGAAUCCAGUGAACCCGAAGACAAAAGUGCAGGGGCCUCAGAGGAGACACCCUCCCAGCCUUACCCUGCACCAGUGUACAGUCAGCCUGAAGAGCUAAAGGAACAGGUGGAUGAUACAAAGUCAACGAAACCUGAGGAGAAUGAGGACUCAGACCCAUUGCCUGACAACUGGGAAAUGGCCUACACAGAAAAGGGUGAAGUCUACUUCAUUGACCAUAACACAAAGACAACAUCAUGGCUGGAUCCACGACUUGCGAAAAAGGCUAAACCUCCAGAAGAGUGCAAAGAAAAUGAACUUCCAUAUGGAUGGGAAAAAAUCGAUGAUCCCAUAUAUGGCACUUACUAUGUUGACCACAUAAACAGAAGAACGCAGUUUGAAAACCCUGUCCUGGAAGCAAAAAGGAAGCUACGACAGCAUAACAUGCCCCACACAGAACUUGGACCAAAGCCCCUGCAGGCCCCAGGUUUUCGAGAAAAGCCGCUCUUCACCCGGGAUGCAUCCCAGUUGAAGGGAACAUUCCUCAGCACCACCCUCAAGAAGAGCAACAUGGGCUUUGGGUUUACUAUCAUCGGUGGCGAUGAGCCCGACGAGUUUCUACAGGUGAAAAGUGUGAUCCCUGAUGGGCCUGCGGCACAGGAUGGGAAAAUGGAGACAGGUGAUGUCAUUGUCUAUAUUAACGAAGUUUGUGUCCUUGGACACACUCAUGCAGACGUUGUCAAACUUUUCCAGUCUGUUCCUAUUGGUCAGAGCGUCAACUUGGUGUUGUGUCGUGGCUACCCGUUGCCCUUUGAUCCUGAAGAUCCUGCUAACAGCAUGGUGCCACCCCUUGCAAUAAUGGAGAGGCCACCUCCAGUGAUGGUCAAUGGAAGGCAUAACUAUGAAACAUAUUUGGAAUACAUUUCCCGGACCUCACAGUCAGUUCCAGACAUUACAGAUCGACCGCCUCAUCCUUUGCACUCCAUGCCAGCUGAUGGUCAGCUCGAUGGCACGUAUCCACCACCCGUCCAUGACGACAAUGUGUCUAUGGCUUCUUCUGGAGCCACUCAAGCUGAACUUAUGACCUUAACCAUUGUGAAAGGUGCCCAGGGAUUUGGCUUCACUAUUGCUGACAGUCCUACGGGACAGCGGGUGAAACAAAUACUUGACAUUCAGGGAUGCCCUGGGCUGUGUGAAGGAGACCUCAUUGUUGAGAUCAACCAGCAGAAUGUACAGAACCUGAGCCAUACAGAAGUGGUGGAUAUACUUAAGGACUGCCCCGUGGGAAGCGAGACUUCUUUAGUCAUCCAUCGAGGAGGUUUCUUUUCUCCAUGGAAAACUCCAAAGCCUAUGAUGGACCGCUGGGAGAAUCAAGGCAGUCCUCAAACAAGUUUAUCUGCUCCAGCCGUCCCACAGAACCUGCCCUUCCCACCUGCCCUUCACAGGGGCUCCUUUCCUGACUCAACAGAGGCCUUUGACCCACGGAAGCCUGACCCAUAUGAGCUCUAUGAGAAAUCGAGAGCCAUUUAUGAAAGUAGGCAACAAGUGCCACCCAGGACCAGUUUUCGAAUGGAUUCCUCUGGUCCAGACUACAAGGAACUGGACGUCCACCUUCGAAGGAUGGAGUCUGGAUUUGGCUUCAGAAUCCUCGGGGGAGACGAACCUGGACAGCCUAUUUUGAUUGGAGCCGUCAUUGCCAUGGGCUCAGCCGACAGAGAUGGCCGUCUACACCCAGGAGAUGAGCUUGUCUAUGUGGAUGGGAUCCCGGUGGCUGGCAAGACUCACCGCUACGUCAUUGACCUCAUGCACCACGCAGCCCGCAAUGGGCAGGUUAACCUCACUGUGAGAAGAAAGCUGCCAGGCGGAGGGGAGCCCUGCCCAGAGAACGGGAGGAGUCCAGGCUCUGUGUCAACCCACCACAGCUCCCCACGCAGUGACUACGCAACCUACUCCAACAGCAACCACGCUGCCCCCAGCAGCAGUGCCUCGCCGCCCGAAGGCUUUGCCUCCCACAGCCUGCAGACCAGUGAUGUGGUCAUUCACCGCAAGGAAAACGAAGGGUUCGGGUUUGUCAUCAUCAGCUCCCUCAACAGGCCGGAGACUGGAGCCACCAUAACCGUGCCCCAUAAAAUCGGACGCAUCAUCGAUGGGAGUCCUGCAGAUCGCUGUGCGAAGCUAAAAGUGGGAGACCGGAUCCUAGCAGUCAACGGCCAGUCUAUCAUCAGCAUGCCUCACGCUGACAUCGUGAAGCUCAUCAAGGAUGCAGGUCUCAGCGUCACCCUUCGCAUCAUUCCUCAGGAGGAGCUCAACAGCCCAGCAUCGGCACCCAGCUCAGAGAAGCAGAGUCCCAUGGCCCAGCCGCACAGCCCCCUGGCCCAGCCGAGCCCAGCCACGCCCAACAGCCCUGUCGUCCAGCCGGCUCCUCCUCAACCUCUCCAGCUGCAAGGGCAUGAAAACAGUUACAGGUCAGAAGUUAAAGCAAGGCAAGAUGUGAAACCAGACAUCCGGCAGCCUCCCUUCACAGACUACAGGCAGCCCCCGCUGGACUACAGGCAGCCCCCUGGAGGGGACUACCCACAGCCCCCACCCUUGGACUACAGGCAGCACUCCCCAGACACCAGGCAGUACCCUCUGUCAGACUACAGGCAGCCACAGGACUUUGAUUAUUUCACUGUGGACAUGGAGAAAGGAGCCAAAGGAUUUGGAUUCAGCAUUCGUGGAGGAAGGGAAUACAAAAUGGACCUGUACGUGUUGAGACUGGCAGAGGACGGGCCAGCCAUAAGGAACGGCAGGAUGAGGGUGGGGGAUCAGAUCAUCGAAAUCAACGGGGAAAGCACGAGGGACAUGACGCACGCCAGAGCAAUAGAGCUCAUCAAAUCCGGAGGGCGGCGAGUGAGGCUGCUGCUGAAGCGGGGCACCGGCCAAGUCCCAGAGUAUGACGAACCCUACGCCUGGAGUGCUGCCGCUGCCACCGCCCCAGGCCUGCCGGAAGUAGGCGUCUCCCUCGAAGACACCCUCUCUCCAUUCUCUCCAUCGCACCCAGCCCCACCCUCCGACCCUUCCCACCAGAGAGGCCCAGACCCGACUUGGGAUAUCCAAAGGGAACACGGCGUUAGGAAACCAAAGGAGCUUUCGGCCGGCGGCCAGAAGAAGCAGCGCCUGGGGGAGCAGAGGGAGCGCUCGGCAAGCCCGCAGCAGAGCAGCGUGCGCCCGAGGCUGGAGGAGGUGCCCGGCGGCCAAGGGAGGCCCGAGGCCGGCAGGCCCGCCUCGGAGGCGGCCGACGGGAAGGAGGCGCUGCGGGGCCUGCGCGAGGGCCCCGGGGCCGCGGGCGCGCGGGAGGCCGAGGCCAAGGUGGGCGUGCGCUCGGGGUCCCGCCCCGCACCACGACCCACGGCGGGCGGCCCGGCGCGCAAGGCGGCGGUGGCACCGGGGCCCUGGAAGGUGCCGGGCUCCGACAAGCUGCCGGGCGCCCUGCAGCCCGGAGCCUCGGCCGCGGGCAGAUAGGGGCCCCCAGCUGCCUCCACGCAGGCCGUCCCUCCCGGGUUCCGUCUCACGGCGUUUUAAUUUAUUUCCACUGUCACACGCAUAGAUCGAUCCACACGAGGCGCGAGGCCUGGGAGCGUCGGUGCGCGACGCGCGCGUGGGCGGCACGGCAAGGUGUGCGCACGGACCUAAACUGAUCCUAAAGCCCCCGGUCCCAUGGUGGGUGCUUUGGCAGCUAUGGAAGAACCAAAAUCACGCGACCAUCACAGAGAGACAGUGAGGUGUAGCUUUAGUCUAAAAAGAGAAAGAGAAAAAGUAACCCCCACUGCAUGAAGGUUUCGGAUGUCAUCCAAACUUUAUAUCGAGAAACUGGACAAGUUCAGAGCAAUCACAAACUGGAAUAUCGCCUUAAAAAUUCAAACUGCACGGAGCAAGCGGAAACGGAGACAAGAUUAUAUCUUUUAAUUGAUCUAAAGUGUUGUAAAUAAGUCGUUCUUGACAUAUCUAGACAGGGGUUAAAGGGUUCCUUUGAAACAUUAAGAACUGUUCGCCCAUGACAUUUCCAUGGCUCACCCUUGGCAUCCACCGCCGGGAUUAGCACCGUUCCCUGCCUACUGCAGGAUGAGUUAGAAACCUAGUGAAUUCAUUGGUGUGAUGCCGUUUUUACUGCCAUUUCUGUGAUCAAGUCACAUGUCUGUACAUUUUCAGUGGUAGGGAAAAAAGGUUUUAAAAAUUGUAUCCUAGGGAACAGUUUGCCGUAAGUCAGAAUUUUGCAGGUUAGCUCGUAGAUCUUAAUUGGUUUUCCUCUAAAAUAGGAGUGUUAUAAUCAGAAGACCAUAAUCUGUUUAAUCGAGAUUGGCAACGCUGCGGUUCCUUCCUGAGAAGGCUUUCCUGUCAUGCCAGGUACAGAGAUAGGUAGCUGCUUUGUUAGCGAUGUGCUGUUUUACCUAUUUUAUUGUCUUAUUUUAAAACCUCUUCAUUACUUCCUUUGCACUUUGACAAAGUAUUUGUCCUGUACUUCUCAAAUUAGAAUGAAUCUCUAAUAUUAAAAACAUUAUUAUAACUAAUUUAUUUUCAUUAAAGAACAUGAGUCCUUUGGCAUUCCUUUCUGUUUAUCUUUCCUUAUUUGAUGUCUCUUUGGUUUCCAUUUGGUUUGCCUCCGCCUUGUAUAACGUUUUUUGUUACACUAACAAUCUACAGAUGCCUCUUUAUGUCCCCUGGUUACCAUCACAGGUUAAUGACUGGCCCUGCAGUAAAACCGGAAAGCAUUAACUUCAGUAGAGCUGUCUAUUGGUACUUACUGUAGCUGUGUGUCAUAAAGGGAGAAAUGUCUAAAGACAGUCUGUCAUGAAUAUGCUUCAGCCCUUCCCACAGUCUGCCCCCUUCACAAGUUCCAAAACAGUUAAGUAAAAGAGGAGGUCAGGUCAUUCGCACCUGGUCACAUGUAAAAGCUGUCCCAAGUGAGUCUUUCCCUCCCUUUGUAACCCAGGUACAACUUAGUUUAAGUCCCUCAGACAUAGGGAUAGUUGUAUGGCAACCAGCCUCCUAUGAAGGGUCUUGCAGCUUGUGAAAGUAAUUUCCAAAAUGAAACACAUUCAUCAUAAACAAAAGCACAAACACAUGUAGUGGUUUAUACUUUUGGUUCAAUGUCAAUUCGUCUUUCUCCCCUGGACUAGAAAUCCAGUAUAGUUUGCCAUUAAUUUAUUGAAUCUGGUUUUGGACAAUGCUUCUGUAGUGUAGCUGCACGUCCUGGUACUGUAUCCUCUGACCUUUAUUUUCCAUGUUACAAAAGGAAAAACAAAGCGGAGAUUACGCUUGCAUAAACUCUAAUUUGCACAGCUACUACUUGUGCAGUAAUUGCUUUAUGCGGUUGUAAUCCAUAACCUGUGAAGACAGCACAUCAUCUAAAUCUCAUUGCAAAUAAUACUUCUGUGUAGUGUUAGCUGUGAAUUUACCCUGUACAGCUGUAUCUCUAUAAAUAUAAUCCCAUGUAUUAAUAGUCACAGAAAGACUGUAAGUGAGCAACUAUUUUUAUGAACCGCACCACUAUGGAUAAAUUAACUUUUACAGAAAUCUUGUUUACUGUAUGAUAUUCUAAAACACUGUCAAAUAAAAUAUAUAUCCAAAACUC